This is a messenger RNA of Talpa occidentalis (Iberian mole), 7611 nucleotides long. RefSeq names its product fatty acid synthase (gene FASN). Gene Ontology annotation, biological process: fatty acid biosynthetic process. Bases 68 to 7606 code for a protein of 2512 amino acids. The transcript is spliced from 42 exons. Gene Ontology annotation, cellular component: cytoplasm. Lineage: Eukaryota; Metazoa; Chordata; Mammalia; Eulipotyphla; Talpidae. The record is from RefSeq and is a predicted model, not a curated record. Gene Ontology annotation, molecular function: phosphopantetheine binding; fatty acid synthase activity; oxidoreductase activity.
GCCGCGCGGCCCAGGGGGAGCCAGAGCGACGCCGCCACUCGCGCAGCCCGCGCGGCCAGACAGCAGCAUGGAGGAGGUGGUCAUCGCCGGCCUCUCGGGGAAGCUGCCCGAGUCGGACAACAUGCAGGAGUUCUGGGCCAACCUCGUGGGCGGCGUGGACAUGGUGACGGACGACGACAGGCGCUGGAAGGCCGGGCUCUACGGCCUGCCCCGGCGGUCCGGCAAGCUGAAGGACCUGUCCAAGUUUGACGCCGCCUUCUUCGGGGUGCACCCCAAGCAGGCCCACACGAUGGACCCCCAGCUGCGCCUGCUCCUGGAGGUGGCCUACGAGGCCAUCGUGGACGGAGGCAUCAACCCCGCCGAGCUGCGAGGGACGCACACCGGCGUAUGGGUGGGCGUGAGCGGCUCCGAGGCCUCGGAGGCGCUGAGCCGGGACCCCGAGCUGCUGCUGGGCUAUAGCAUGGUGGGCUGCCAGCGGGCCAUGAUGGCCAACCGCCUCUCCUUCUUCUUCGACUUCAAAGGCCCCAGCAUCGCCCUGGACACGGCCUGCUCGUCCAGCCUGCAGGCCCUGCAGAACGCCUACCACGCCAUCCGCAGCGGCGAGUGCCCGGCGGCCAUCGUGGGUGGCAUUAACGUCCUGCUGAAGCCCAACACCUCGGUGCAGUUCAUGAAGCUGGGCAUGCUCAGCCCUGGGGGCACCUGCAAGUCCUUCGACGCCUCGGGGGACGGUUACUGCCGUGCCGAGGCCGUGGUGGCCGUCCUGCUGACCAAGAAGUCCUUGGCACGGCGGGUCUACGCCACCAUCCUGAACGCCGGCACCAACACAGACGGUUGCAAAGAGCAAGGCGUGACCUUCCCCUCUGGGGAGGCGCAGCAGCAGCUCAUCCGCUCCCUGUACCAGCCGGCCGGGCUGUCCCCAGAGUCCUUGGAGUACAUCGAAGCCCAUGGCACGGGCACCAAGGUGGGCGACCCCCAGGAGCUAAACAGCAUCGCCGAGGCUCUGUGCGCCACCCGCCAGGAUCCCCUGCUGAUCGGGUCCACCAAGUCUAACAUGGGGCACCCUGAGCCCGCCUCGGGGCUCGCGGCACUGGCCAAGGUGCUGCUGAGCCUGGAGAACGGGCUCUGGGCCCCCAAUCUGCACUUCCAUACCCCCAACCCUGAGAUCCCGGCGCUGCGGGACGGCCGGCUGCAGGUGGUGGAGCGGCCCCUGCCCGUCCGCGGGGGCAACGUGGGCAUCAACUCCUUCGGCUUUGGCGGCUCCAACGUGCACGUCAUCCUGAGGCCCAACCUGCAGCCGCCCCCCGCGCCCAGCCCGCACGCGGCCCUACCCCGGCUGCUAGUGGCCAGUGGGCGCACACCCGCCGCUGUGCAGGUCCUGCUGGAGCAGGGCCGCGCCCACCCACAGGACCUGGCCUUCCUAAGCAUGCUCAACAGCAUUGCCGCCUGCCCGCCCACCGCCAUGCCCUUCCGGGGCUACACCGUGCUGGGCGGCGAGACCAGCAGCCUGGAGGUGCAGCCGGUGCCUGCUGGCCGGCGCCCGCUCUGGUUCAUCUGCUCUGGGAUGGGCGCACAGUGGAGCAAGAUGGGGCAACGCCUGAUGCGCCUGGGCAGCUUCCGGGACUCCAUCUUGCGCGCCGACCAGGCUGUGCGGCCCCUGGGGCUGGAGGUAUCGGCCCUGCUGCUGAGCACGGACGAGGCCAUCUUCGACGACAUCGUGCACGCCUUCAUGGGCCUCACCGCCAUCCAGAUCGCCCUCAUAGACUUGCUGACUGCCAUGGGACUGAAGCCAGACGGCAUCAUUGGCCACUCGCUGGGGGAGGUGGCCUGCGGCUAUGCUGACGGCUGCCUCUCUCAGGAGGAGGCCAUGCUGGCCGCCUACUGGAGGGGCCAGUGCAUCAAAGACUCCCACAUCCCACCAGGGGCCAUGGCCGCCGUGGGCUUGUCCUGGGAGGAGUGCAAGCGGCGCUGCCCCCCAGGCGUUGUACCCGCCUGCCACAACUCCGAGGACACGGUGACCAUCUCGGGACCUCAGGCCGCCGUGGUCGAGUUCGUGGAGCAGCUCAAGCAGGAGGGCGUGUUUGCCAAGGAGGUGCGGACGGGCGGCAAGGCCUUCCACUCGUACGUCAUGGAGUCCAUCGCGCCCACGCUGCUGCAGGAGCUCAAGAAGGUGAUCCGUGAGCCGCGGCCGCGCUCCGCGCGCUGGCUGAGCACCUCCAUCCCCGAGGUCCAGUGGCAGGGCAGCCUGGCCCGCACGUUCUCGGCCGAGUACAACGUCAACAACCUGGUGAGCCCGGUGCUGUUCCAGGAGGCGCUGCGGCACGUGCCCGAGCAGGCCGUGGUGCUGGAGAUCGCCCCCCACGCCCUGCUGCAGGCUGUGUUGAAGCGGGGUCUCAAGUCCAGCUGUACCAUCAUCCCCCUCAUGAAGAAGGACCACCCCGACAACCUGGAAUUCUUCCUCAGCAACGUGGGCAAGCUGCACCUGGCCGGCAUCGACGUCAACCCCAACGGCCUGCUCCCGCCUGUGGAGUUCCCGGCUCCCCGGGGGACUCCCCUCAUCUCCCCCCACAUCCAGUGGGACCACAGCCAGAGCUGGGACGUGCCGGCCGCGGAGCACUUCCCCAGCGGCUCCACCUCCUCCUCCGCCACCAUCUACAACAUCGACGCCAGCGCCGAGUCCCCUGACCACUACCUGGUGGACCACCGCAUCGACGGCCGCGUCAUCUUCCCCGCCACCGGCUACCUGUGCCUGGCCUGGAGGAUGCUGGCCCGCACCCUGGGCCAGGACAUGGGCCAGGUGCCCGUGGUGUUCGAGGACGUCACGCUGCACCAGGCCACCAUCCUGCCCAAGACGGGGACCGUGCCCCUGGAGGUGCGGCUGCUGGAGGCCUCCCGGGCCUUCGAGGUGUGCGAGAACGGCAACCUGAUCGUGAGCGGAAAAAUGUGGCUGUGGGAGGACCCCGACCCCAAGCUCUUCGACAGCCUGGCCGCCCAGGACCCCGUCGAGCCCACCGAGCCUGCGGCCGCACCCCACCUGACGCAGGGGGAUGUGUACAAGGACCUGCGCCUGCGCGGCUACGACUACGGGCCCUGGUUCCAGGGCAUCCUGGAGGCCGACCUGGAAGGCAACUCCGGCCAGCUGCUUUGGAAGGACAACUGGGUGACUUUCCUGGACACCAUGCUGCAGAUGACCAUCCUGAGGACCAGCCAGUGUAAACUGCAGCUGCCCACGCGCAUCGGUGCCAUCCACAUUGACCCCGCUGCCCACCGGCAGAGGGUGUACACACUGCGGGGCGAGACCCAAGUGGCCAACGUGCGGGCAAGCUCCUAUCUGGACUGCAUGGUGGCCGGAGGAGUCUUCAUCUCACGGCUGCAUGCCACGGUGGUCCCGCGGCGGCAGCAGGAGCAGCAGGCCCCCAUCCUGGAGAAGUUCGCCUUCACGCCCCACAUGGAGACCGGCUGUCUGGCCGGGGACGCGGCGCUGCAGGAGGAGCUGCAGCUGUGCAAGGGGCUGGCGCAGGUGCUGCAGACCAAGAUGGCACAGCAGGGCCUGAAAGUGGUGAUCCCCGGGCUGGGCGGGGCCCAGGCGCCCAGGGAGCCCCCGCAGCACGGGCUGCCCCGGCUCCUGGCGGUCGCCUGCCGCCUUCAGCUCAAUGGCAACCUGCAGCUGGAGCUGGGCCAGGCUCUGGCCCGGGAGGGGCCUCUGCUGCGGGACGACCCCCUGCUCUGCGGCCUGCUGGACUCGCCCAUGCUCAAGGCGUGCGUGGACACGGCCUUAGAGAACAUGGCCAGCGCGCGGAUGAAAGUGGUGGAGGCGCUGGCUGCAGAUGGCCGCCUGUACACACGUAUCCCGGCGCUGCUCGGCACCCAGCCCCUGCUGCAGCUGGACUACACGGCCACCGACCCCCACCCCCAAGCCCUGGAGGCCGCCCAGGCUGAACUGCAGCAGCACGACGCAGCGCAGGACCAGUGGGACCCUGCGGGGCCCGCCCCCAGCCGCCUGGGCGCGGCCGAUCUCCUGGUGUGCAACUGCGCUGUGGCCGCCCUGGGUGACCCGGCCACCGCCCUGGGCCACAUGGCCGCUGCCCUCAAGGAAGGCGGCUUCCUGCUGCUGCACACCCUGCUCAAGGGCCACACGCUCGGGGAGACCGUGGCCUUCCUCACCCACCCCGAGCCGCGGCAGGGGCUUCUGAGCCAGGAGGAGUGGGAGAGCCUGUGUGCCCAGGCGGGCCUGCACCUGGUGGCCCUGAAGAGCUCCUUCUACGGCUCUGCGCUCUUCCUGUGCCGCCGGCUGGCCCCACAGGACAGCCCGGUCUUCCUGCCCGUGGAAGACACCAGCUUCCGAUGGGUGGACACCCUGAAGAGCAUCCUGGCGGCCUCCUCUUCCCGGCCCCUAUGGCUGAUCGCCGUGGGCUGCACCACCUCGGGCGUCGUAGGCCUGGUGAACUGUCUCCGCAAAGAACCUGGCGGCCACCGCAUCCGGUGCGUGCUGGUGUCCAAUCUCGGCAGCACGUUGCCCGUCCCCAAGAUGGACCCAGGUUCCUCAGAGCUGCAGAAGGUGCUGUUGGGGGACCUGGUGAUGAACGUCUACCGGGACGGGACCUGGGGUGCCUUCCGCCACUUCCCGCUGGAGCAGGCGCCCCCAGAGGAGCAGACGGAACACGCCUUUGUCAAUGUGCUCACCCGGGGGGAUCUCUCCUCCAUCUGCUGGGUCUGCUCCCCGCUACGCCACACCCCACCCACCAGCCCCGGCGCCCAGCUGUGCAGCGUCUACUACGCCUCUCUCAACUUCCGGGACAUCAUGCUGGCCACGGGCAAGCUGCCCCCAGACGCCAUCCCAGGGAAGUGGGCAGCCCGGGACUGCAUGCUGGGCAUGGAGUUCUCAGGCCGGGACCCCAGCGGCAAGCGCGUGAUGGGCCUGGUGCCCGCCGAAGGCCUGGCCACCUCUGUCCUGCUGCCCCAGGACUUCCUGUGGGACGUUCCCUCCGGCUGGACGCUGGAGGAGGCCGCCUCGGUGCCCGUGGUCUACACCACCGCCUACUACUCGCUGGUGGUGCGCGGGCGCGCCCGGCCCGGGGAGACCGUGCUCAUCCACUCCGGCUCGGGCGGCGUGGGCCAGGCCGCCAUCACCAUCGCCCUCAGCCUGGGCUGCCGCGUCUUCACCACCGUGGGGUCAGCUGAGAAGCGGGCCUACCUCCAGGCGCGGUUUCCCCAGCUGGAUGGCACCAGCUUUGCCAACUCCAGGGACACGUCCUUCGAGCAGCACGUGCUGCGGCACACCGGCGGGAAGGGCGUGGACUUGGUCCUGAACUCUCUGGCCGAGGAGAAGCUGCAGGCCAGCGUGCGCUGCCUGGCCCAGCACGGCCGCUUCCUGGAGAUUGGCAAAUUCGACCUUUCCAACAACCACCCGCUGGGCAUGGCCAUCUUCCUCAAGAAUGUGACCUUCCACGGCAUCCUGCUGGACGCGCUCUUCGAGGAGGCCAGCGCCGACUGGCGGGAGGUGGCCGACCUGCUGCGGACGGGCAUCCGGACCGGCGUGGUGCAGCCCCUCAAGUGCACCGUGUUCCCCAAGGCCCAGGUGGAGGACGCCUUUCGCUACAUGGCCCAGGGGAAGCACAUUGGCAAAGUGGUGGUGCAGGUACGCGAGGAGGAGCCGCAGGAGAUCCUGAAGGGCGCCAGGCCGGUCCUGAUGAGUGCUGUGUCCAAGACCUUCUGCCCCCCACACAAGAGCUACGUGAUCACUGGGGGACUGGGGGGCUUCGGGCUGGAGCUGGCGCAGUGGCUGGUGCUGCGAGGGGCCCAGAAGCUCGUGUUGACCUCCCGCUCAGGGAUCCGAACAGGCUACCAGGCCAAGCAGAUCCGCGAAUGGAGGCGCCAGGGCGUGCAGGUGCUUGUGUCCACCAGCAACGCCAGCUCGCUGGACGGGGCCCGGGGCCUCAUCGCCGAGGCCACACAGCUGGGGCCCGUGGGGGGCGUCUUCAACCUGGCCAUGGUCCUGCGAGACGCCAUGCUGGAGAACCAGACCCCCGAGUUCUUCCAGGACGUCAACAAGCCCAAGUACAGCGGCACCCUCAACCUGGACAGGGUGACCCGGGAGGCCUGCCCGCAGCUGGACUACUUUGUGGCCUUCUCCUCCGUGAGCUGUGGGCGCGGCAAUGCAGGCCAGACCAACUACGGCUUCGCCAACUCUGCCAUGGAGCGUGUGUGCGAGAAGCGCCGGCAUGACGGCCUCCCAGGCCUUGCGGUGCAGUGGGGGGCCGUCGGUGAUGUGGGCAUCGUCCUGGAGACCAUGGGCACCAACGACACGGUCAUCGGCGGCACGCUGCCCCAGCGCAUCGCCUCCUGCCUGGAGGUGCUGGACCUCUUCCUGAACCAGCCCCACCCAGUCCUGAGCAGCUUCGUGCUGGCCGAGAAGAAGGCCAGCGCCCGCAAGGACGGCGAGGGCAAGCGGGACCUGGUGAAGGCCGUGGCCCACAUCCUGGGCAUCCGCGACUUGGCCAGUGUCAACCUGGACACCUCGCUGGCGGACCUGGGCCUGGACUCGCUCAUGGGCGUGGAGGUGCGGCAGACAUUGGAGCGUGAGCACGACCUGGCGCUGUCCAUGCGGGAGGUGCGGCAGCUCACGCUGCGGAAGCUGCAGGAGCUCUCCUCGCAGGCCGGGGCGCUGGAAGAUGUGGUGGCCCCCACGUCCAAGGACAGCUCCCCGCAGCGGCAGGCCCAGCUGAACCUGAGCAUCCUGCUGGUGAACCCCGAGGGCCCCACCCUGACGCGGCUGAACUCGGUGCAGAGCGCAGAGCGGCCCCUCUUCCUGGUGCACCCGAUCGAGGGCUCCACCGCGGUGUUCCGCAGCCUGGCCGCCCGGCUCAGCGUCCCCACCUACGGCCUGCAGUGCACGCGAGCUGCGCCCCUGGACAGCAUCCAGAGCCUGGCCGCCUACUACAUCGAGUGCAUCAGGCAGGUGCAGCCCGAGGGGCCCUACCGCAUCGCCGGCUACUCCUACGGGGCCUGCGUGGCCUUCGAGAUGUGCUCGCAGCUGCAGGCGCAGCAGGGCCCGGCGCCCGCGCACAACAGCCUCUUCCUGUUCGACGGCUCGCACACGUACGUGAUGGCCUACACGCAGAGCUACCGCGCCAAGCUGACCCCCGGCUGCGAGGCGGAGGCGGAGACCGAGGCGCUGUGCUUCUUCCUGCAGCAGUUCAACAGCUCGGAGCCCGGCGGGGUGCGGGAGGCGCUGCUGCAGCUGCGCAGCCUGGAGGAGCGCGUGGCGGCCGCCGUGGACAUCAUCGCGCAGAGCCACGGCGGGCUGGACCGGCGCGAGCUGAGCUUCGCCGCGCUGUCCUUCUACCGCAAGCUGCGCGCGGCCGACGCCUACGCGCCGCGCGCCACGUACCACGGCAACGUGACGCUGCUGCGCGCCAAGACGGGCGGCGCGCGCGGCGAGGGCCUGGGCGCCGACUACAACCUGUCGCAGGUGUGCGACGGCCACGUGUCGGUGCACGUCAUCGAGGGCGACCACCGCACGCUGCUGGAGGGCAGCGGCCUCGAGUCCAUCCUCAGCAUCAUCCACAGCUCCCUGGCCGAGCCGCGCGUCAGCGUCCGCGAGGGCUAGCGCGC